ACGGGACGACAUUAUGGAAUACGUCUCAACAAAGCCAAGGAUUUCGCCUUGAAUUCUGACUUUCUCUGAGGCAAAUGAAAUUCAAGCGAGCUAUACCUUGACCUCAUUAAACGGAAUUAUGUUAUCAACAAUUUUCUGGAGACCUGCUUUUACACAUUUUCUGCUGGGACUGCUGGGUUGUUACCAGGAAGCGGCGACGACGCAGCUGUUUUAUUCUGUUUCAGAGGAGGUAAAACCGGGCACUAACAUAGCAAACAUUGCGAAGGACCUCAACUUGAACGUGCAGGAUUUGGACUCCCGCUUGUUUCAAAUUGUUGCAUCUAAAAAUAAAUACUUUGACGUCAAUUUAAAGACCGGAUUUUUGAUCACUAGUGAGAGGCUCGAUCGAGAAGAGCUGUGUGCAGACGAGUCCAAAUGCAUUGUCAGCCUGGAGGCUGUAAUAAACAACCCGUUGAAGUUGUAUCGCGUGGAGAUAGAAAUUAAAGAUGUCAACGAUCAUUCUCCUGCUUUUAACGCGAGAUCGCAACUGCUGGAUGUUGCAGAAAAUACCUCGCCUGGGUUUAAACUGGCCUUGUCGGAGGCAAGCGACGCCGAUGUAGGUACAAAUGGCGUUAGUGGCUACAAGCUCAGUCCAAAUGAAUAUUUCAGCCUUGUCACACACAAAAGAGGAGCGAGCAUAUCUCCAGAACUCGUGCUGCAAAAAAACCUAGAUAGAGAGAAAAAAUCGAAUAUAAAACUUAUGUUGACUGCAUUCGACGGAGGCUCUCCGGCAAAUUCAGGCACAUCAGAGAUUGAAAUAAAUGUCUUGGACAUAAACGAUAACGCACCUAUUUUUAGCAGUAGUCUUUACAAGAUUAACGUGCUAGAAAAUGUCCCAUUUGGUACUGAAAUUCUGACUUUAAAUGCCACAGACGCAGAUGAAGGAUCAAACAGUGAGAUAGUGUUCUCUCUUCGCAGUAAAGAUCAAGAUUAUGUUCUUGAUAUUUUCAAAAUAGACUCUGAAACGGGAGUCAUUUCAGUGAAAGGUGAAAUCGACUAUGAAGAAAAAAAAGCUUUUGAGAUCCGUGCCGAAGCAAGAGAUAAAGCCCAGCCUCCUUUGUCUGCUCACAGUAAAGUGCUGGUUGAAGUCAUAGAUGUUAAUGAUAAUGCCCCUGAAAUCACCGUUACGUCACUUGCGAGUAGUGUCAGGGAGGACGCUGCCGUCGGUACCGCUAUUGCUCUUGUUUCGAUACUGGACAGAGACAGUGGUAGAAAUGGCGAAGUUGCCUGUAAGAUUGUGAACACAGUUCCUUUCAAACUCGAGAAGAACUAUAAAAACUAUUACUCGCUGGUUGUUGAUGAGCAUUUAGACAGAGAGGUGACCUCUCAGUACAAUGUGAUAAUAUUAGCUUCAGAUGAGGGGCAACCGCCUCUCUCAAACACCAGCGUUGUUACUGUUUUUGUCUCUGAUGUAAAUGACAAUGCACCAGAUUUUCGGGAACCUGUUAUAAACAUAUAUUUGAGAGAAAACAGUAAAGUUGGAACAAUAAUUAAAACAGUGACAGCAGUUGAUGUUGACAUAAAUAAAAACGGUCAGGUGAGCUAUUCGGUUCUGGAAACGAACAGUAAAGGGCAGCAUUCCACCCCGAUAAUUAGUAUUAAUUCUGAAUCUGGAGAUAUAAUAAGCCUGCAGUCUUUCAAUUAUGAGGAAGUAAAAACUUUUCAGUUUAAGGUUAAGGCAACAGACUCUGGUGUUCCUCCACUCAGCAGCAACGUUACUGUUAAUGUUUUAGUCCUGGAUGAAAAUGAUAAUAAUCCAACUAUUUUAGCUCCUUAUUCUGAGCACGGCUCUGUUAACAGUGAGACCAUCCCUUAUUCUGCUGAAGCGGGAUACUUUGUAGCAAAGAUCAGGGCUGUGGACGCAGAUUCUGGAUACAACGCGCUGCUUUCUUAUCACCUGUCGGAGCCCAAAGGAAACAACCUGUUCAGGAUCGGAACCAGCACCGGAGAAAUCAGGACUAAGAGGAGAAUGAGCGACAAUGACCUAAAAAGUCACCCACUGGUGGUGUUAGUUUCUGAUAAUGGAGAACCUUCUCUGUCAGCCACUGUUUCUAUUGAUGUGAUGGUGGUUGAAAGCACAGCUGAUGUCCAGACUCAGUUCAGACAUGUUCCUAUAAAGGAGGACAACUUCUCUGAUUUGAACUUGUAUCUACUGAUCGCCAUCGUGUCAGUGUCUGUGAUCUUUCUGCUGAGUCUCAUCAGUUUAAUAGCUGUCAGAUGCCACAGGACAGACAGUGAUUUCAGCAGGUACAGCGCCCCAUGAUCACCACCCAUCCUGACGGGAGCUGGUCUUACUCUAAAGCUACUCAGCAGUAUGACGUGUGUUU
Poeciliopsis prolifica (blackstripe livebearer) is the source of this 2366-nucleotide messenger RNA. Its product is annotated as protocadherin alpha-3-like. Gene Ontology annotation, biological process: homophilic cell-cell adhesion. Bases 119 to 2302 code for a protein of 727 amino acids. Gene Ontology annotation, molecular function: calcium ion binding. The transcript has a single exon. The record is from RefSeq and is a predicted model, not a curated record. Lineage: Eukaryota; Metazoa; Chordata; Actinopteri; Cyprinodontiformes; Poeciliidae. Gene Ontology annotation, cellular component: plasma membrane.